AUGGAUGCAUCUCCAAACUGUGCCAUCUGCAAUGCGCCGCCGUAUCCUGAAUGCUCCUGCGAGUCGGAGCGGCUGCAAAUCGCUGUCAAGCAGGCCGAACAGCGUGCCAUGGACGAGAGGCUGGCCGAGAUACGGGACUGGGUAAUCAACCAUGCUCGCCAGCACAUCCUCAACGCAUUCGAAAGAUUGACCUCGAUACGCAAGCAAGCGCAUUCGUCAUACCUAGCCUCCCUCCCAAACUACGAAGUCUACAUGCGAUACUCGGGCCAUCCCCCACUUCACCCAAUGUAUAUAUCGACGCUGCAAACACAGAUUGCAGAAGCGCAUGCAGAACUCAAGCGCGGUAUUGAUGCCGACUGGCGCGCAUCCGUACUGCGAUACCCAGAAGUCCUCGACUAUUUCUAUAGCCUUGUCGACCUCAGACUACCGGACGAUCGCUCUCGAGAAGUCGUUGAGCCGCCAUUCGCCGCGGCAGGCUACGCGGAUAUAGGAUAUCGGGUCAAAGAGAAAAAGAAAAAGCGGCGGGACCGAGCGGAGAGAGAGGGAUCAGUACCGCAGCAGCCUCAGAUGCAUAUGGCACUCAGAGUGAUGCGUGGACAGAUGCCUCCUGUACCAACCCCACCGAUUCAUCAUAACGGGGCCUAUCCUCGACCGCCAGAAUCUUACGAUUUCUGA
This is a messenger RNA of Alternaria alternata, 675 nucleotides long. RefSeq lists its product as hypothetical. Lineage: Eukaryota; Fungi; Ascomycota; Dothideomycetes; Pleosporales; Pleosporaceae. The transcript has 2 exons. The coding region runs from base 1 to 675 and encodes 224 amino acids. The record is from RefSeq and is a predicted model, not a curated record.